AUUGGUCAUUUGACCAACAAGGAAAUCCGCCAAACAGUUCUUGGUCUUUGGCAGCUCACACACAUUUUGAAUAAGAGCAAUUGCUACUAUAUAUCCACAAUGGGUCGUUUUUUUUUCCAUACCUUCCACAAGCGUGUUUGCAUACAUGUUAUAAAGGAGUGAAGUAAAACAGAGGCGUUAUUAUUAUUUUUUUAUUUCUCCGCCCACUCCGGAACACUGAAGUAAGCGUUUGCUCUAUUUCUUUUCUGAGGUGAUUUGGAGUUGCACGCAUCUCAAGUCGUUGCGCGCUUGAGGCGCUGUUUGCAACUUAAAGCGUUUGGACGUAAAUGGUCAGUUCCCGUUUAUGCUUCAACACAAUUCGUCGGGAAUUCCUUAAAUGUUUCGCUGAUAAUUCUAUUCACCGAGCUUCGGCGUCGACGUGUUCCGAGAGACUACCGGGCCCGAGGUUGGAGGAUUCCGACGGAGAAAAAGGAGUUAUGCACAGCGGAAGAGGACACUUGCCAAGCAACCGCCAGAGGACAAUGAGCCUGCUUCGCGUCUUGGUCCUGUGCUUCCUUACAGACGUGUCGCUGGGCUACAAGCAGGGGGAGAACGUGAUGGUCUAUGUCAACAAAGUCGGGCCUUAUCAUAACCCUCAGGAGACAUAUCACUUCUACACCUUGCCGGUUUGCAGGCCAGAUAAGGUGCACCACAAGUCUCUGAGUUUGGGAGAAGUGCUGGAUGGUGACAGAAUGGCCGAAUCAUUGUAUCAGAUUCGGUUUAGAGAGAAUGUUGAGAAGAAAACUCUUUGCCAGCUCACACUUUCAGAGAAACAGGUAGACCAGCUUCGCGAGGCCAUCGAAGAGCUGUACUACUUUGAAUUUGUCCUGGAUGACAUUCCAAUCUGGGGCUUCGUGGGAUACAUAGAGGAGAGUGGAUUCCUGCCUCACAGUCACAAAGUGGGUCUGUGGACUCACCUGGACUUCAACAUCGAGUACAAUGGCGACUCUGUGAUCUUUGCGAACGUCUCUGUGAAAGACGUCAAACCUGUCCCUUUGGAGGAUGGUGCCGGAGUAGCCCUGAGCGGCAUUGGGGUGGGUGGAGGAAGCCUGACGGUCAUUCACACGUACAGUGUGCACUGGUUCGAGUCCUCACUGCCCCAUGCCCGCCGAGCUGAGCGCCUUAGGGACUACUCGUUCUUCCCCAAAACAUUAGAGAUCCACUGGCUGUCCAUCAUCAACUCAUUGGUGCUAGUGGUGCUCCUUCUGGGCUUCGUUAUCAUCAUCCUCAUGCGGGUUCUUAAAAACGACUUUGCCAGGUAUAAUGUAGAAGAGGAGGUAGGGUGUGAUGACCUGGACCAAGGAGACAACGGCUGGAAGAUCAUACACACUGACGUUUUUCGGUUUCCCCCAUACAAAAGCUUGCUUUGCGCCGUGUUAGGAGUUGGGGCACAGUUUCUUACCCUUGCUACAGGAAUCAUCAUUAUGGCACUCCUGGGAAUGUUCAACAUACACCAUCACGGCGCGAUUAACUCUGCAGCCAUCGUCUUGUAUGCUCUGACCAGUUGUGUGUCAGGUUACAUAUCAUGCAGCUUUUACACACAGAUUAAUGGAAGGCGUUGGGUGUGGAACAUCAUCUUGACUUCAUCUCUCUUUUCUGCUCCUCUGUUCCUGACUUGGAGCGUUGUCAACUCCAUCCACUGGUGGAGCGGCUCCACACAGGCCUUGCCGGCCACCACCGUGCUCCUCCUGCUGGGUGCCUGGGUGUUGGUGGGCUUCCCACUCACUGUCAUCGGCGGCAUUGUAGGCAAGAACCGAGCGGGUGGCUUCCAGGCUCCGUGCCGCACUCGCAACAUUGCCCGGCAGAUCCCUCCGCAGCCUUGGUACAAGCAUACGGCUGUGCACAUGGGCAUCGGUGGCUUCUUGCCAUUCAGGGGUUUAAGACCAAACCCGGAUGUAAAGUGAAAAUCUGCGAGUCAUAGAGACCCACCCCAAAUUGUUCAUGCGCAUGGUAAUAAUUUAAACCCUUAAUACAGUACACGGGUGCCUUGAGAUACAAGUGACUAAAUGUAUGUUUGUCAAGAUAAAAAAUCAUUGUUCUCCCUAUUUUUUACUGUUCUGCUUUGACUUGCAAGCACAUGCUUAGAACUCGUUGCCAUACUAGACACAUUUGACCUCUCUCAAUAUAUUUUAAGAGCAGGCACGCGGCCCUAAAAGUCCCUAAAAACCCCUAAAUUUUCGAAGGUGCAUUUAGGGGCUCCUAAAAGUCCUUAAAAAUCUGCGAAAACUGGUCAAGCCCCUAAAAAGGCCUUAAAUUUAAAAAAAUCGAUGGGAGGACCUCUACCGCCAAAAUUCUCCCUAAAAAAAAAGUUAUCUUUUAUUUAAAAAAAAAAAAUAGCGAUCCGUCUGGCAUCCAAAACAGCUGGAAAUUGUCAACGGAAGUCACCGUGUUGACAAUUAGUCGCCAUCUUGUCGAUAUUCUAUUGUUUGUUUCCAUGAGUAGGCAUUUCAGUUCGUCUUCGUUACGACGUAGCAUAGUUCUUUCAUCGAUCCAACUUGUAUCAUAGGGAAGUGCAUUUUUCAAUAUGCUUGGGUUGAAAGUAAGGAGUUUGGGAGCUGGGUUCGACAAGAUCCAAAAGAUCGGCACAUGUUUUACUGCCAUCUGUGCAAGCAGAGUUACCAGCUUGAAAAGAUGGGCGUCAAAGCGCUGGAGUCGCACCGGAAAAACAGGAGACACGCUGAUUUGGCGAAGACUUUCUCAUCUUCCGUUGGUAUGAAUUUGUUUCUAAAAUAUCAAGAUAGUGAAGCAUCAACUUCAGGCAGUUUUACUGGCAGUGCAUGCGCACCUACAGUUGUCCAGUCAUCGACUUCAACCAGCCAGAAGUCAGGCUUUAUGAACGUAGUUCAAUACACGAAGAGGGACUUGUUAAAGGCAGAGAUCGUGUGGACUUUAAAAGCGAUCUGCAGCCAUUAAAGUUACAAAUCUUGUGAAAAUAAUUCGAAAGUGUUUGCAGUCAUGUUCCCAGACAGUGACAUUGCUAAAACCUACCACUGUGGGGAAAGGAAGACUUCGUACCUGGCUACAUUUGGGAUCGCUGCCCACUUUUCAUCUCUACUGCCUCAAAGCCAAAAAAGCCAGAAUAGAGACUGACAUAUGUACGCUUAUUGAGAAGGCUGACAGGUUGUGUGAGGAGGCAGAAGAAAAGAGGAAUCUGAGGUUUAUCACCGAGGCCAAUGCACUCAGAGGCAGAGCAAAGGAGAAGAGAGCCACUUUGGCACCUUUGCAGCAACAAAUAGAGGAGGCACUGGGUAGGCUUAAGGAGCUAGAUUAGGGGUGCUGAGACAGACAUCAGUAGAAGACAUUUGUGUAUAUAGUUGGAAUUGUAGUUAGAAUCUGUUUUUCUGUAUAUUAUUAUGUGAAGACGUUGACAAUGGUCAUAUCAAUGAGAACUACCACAAGGAGCGACAGGUGAUCACUGUCACAGGUACUGAGUUACUGGAACAUUUGAUGAACCAAGAACGGUUGAUGGCACCAUUGGGUGAGUCUUUUUUCCUUACUCUUGAUUUCCCACGAUGGCCCUAAAUUUUUCGUGUCGGCCCUAAAUUUUUUCCGUGUCGGCCCUAAAUUUUUCAUGUCAGCCCCUAAGAAUGCUCCUAAAAAGCCCUUAAUUUUUUUGGGUCAGACUGAGUAUGACCCCUGUUAGAGUCUGACUCACACUAACGGCCACAUCUUAGACCCAGUCUUUUCAAAGGAUGUUAACAUUCUAUCAGUUGACAUUGAGGAUAUGGCUAUUUCUGACCAUUUUGUAUAUUUUUUUAACUAUAGAUUCUUCCAAAAGUUCAAACAACCUCAGUGUCUAUUAAGAAAAGGUACUUAAAUGAGAGGCCCCGGAGCUCAGUGGUUAGAGCACUGGUUUAGUAAACCAGGGGUUGUGGGUUCGUAUCCCACUGGGGCCUCCACUCCCUGAGAAGGUUUGCGUCAGGAAGGGCAUCCGGCGUAAAAAUUGUGCCAAACAUAUAUGUGCGUUCUUCUGAGAUGACACGCUGUGGCGACCCCGAAAGGGACAAGCUGAAAGAAACUUGCUACUUAAAUGAGAGUACUGCCAUUAGGUUUACGGCGACUGUAGCUGUGCCACAAACUGUGAAUGCUAAGACCGUUUAUGAACUUUUGGACAAUUUUACCUCGAAAAUCUCGAAUGCCAUGAAGGCUGUCACUCCUGUUAAAACUAAGACCAUCUUGAGGUGACCUAAAACACAGUGGAGGAGCAGAAUGAUGGUCAAGAGCUCUAAAUCAAAGUGUAGGAAAGCAGAACGCAAAUUGACUAUGACUUCUACAGACAAUGUCUUUGUAAUUUUAACCAAAAGUUAGUGAGGGCUAGACAACAACACUUUUCUGAAAUCAUCAGUCAGAACCUCAACAAUACUUGCGCUCUUUUUGCUGUGGUUGACAAGCACACAACCCCCCCAAAUCAGAAGUCCAGAACUUGUAACAGCUGUCAAAUGCAAUGAGUUUGCCUGUUACUUUAGUGAAAAAAUACAAUCCAUCAGGUUAAAUAUCAGCACAAUGAUAAAAUACUACAUUUGAAGCCACCCAGGGAAGACUAUAUUGCUAUGUCCGAAUUUGAUGCAGUUGACCAAAAAAAACCAGUUGAGAAAACUGUUCAGCAGCUCAAACCAUCAACAAGCUGGCUUGACUCAAUACUAUCUGACUUUGAUUAUUUGAAACAAAUAAUCAUUUGCUCACUUCAGCCUGCCCAGUUUCCUAAAGCUCUUAAAGUGUAUGUAACAUUUUAUCUAGAUGAAAAUAUAUGUUCAACUGUACCAUAAAAUGCAUAUCUUGUUCAAUUUUUUCACCGAAAAAUAUAAGUAUUCAUGAAUUAAAGUCUGCGAACUUUGACCUAGAUUCGCUGUAUCUGACAAAUGCCCCCUUUUGUGUGGCAUACUUCUGGCAUCACAACAAGGACUUGUGUCUGUGUAAUGGCUUUAUCGCUCGAAGCAUUGAUUGUUGACGCCGAAGAAAAAACAAUUUGUUUCAAGAAUUUCUCAGUGAUUGUAAGAUAAAAUGGUGAAGAAGUGUGUGGUUCAGUUUUGUCACAGUUUACAUUAUUUCCCCAAAGACCCCAGCCUGAGAAGACUGUCAGGUUUGUGCAAACGAGAGCUAAUUUUUCAGUCUUGUCAUAUGCAGUGAACAUUUCCGCGGGACUCUCUUACUGGUGGACUCAUGUCUGAGAUGGGUUUUAAAUGUUAAAACCUGGAUCAGUGCCUAUCAUCCAGCCUUGAAGAGAUCAGUGUUGCUGAAGGGACCAGACGUGAACUUGGAUCAGCCGCUCAACCGGGACAUGGUCCAACAAGCUCAGAAGCCCUCCAACACACACACACACACACACACACACACAAAAGGGCUUUUAUUAAAAGACAAGGUGUGGAGGUAUGUUGAUCAUCUUUUAUUUCCUGAAAACAUCGAACACUGUUGAGAUGGUUGAAUAAAACCAACAUUCAUUGUUCUUGGCGGAAAAAUAUUUUAUUACAGCAAAUAUUUGACCAUUUUCAACUAGAAAACAGGAGAUUGCAUACAAACCUUUCAUUAUUUAAUGACAGCUGUGCAAAAUGUAAAUAAAAAAUGCCCAUGACUCCUUCAUUGCCAGCUAUUUAGUCUGCAUUUGAAUGUGUGUUCUGUGUAACUGGCUCAAAUUGAUAACCUUUGACGCCUUUAUAAUCUCGUAUUUUUCACCAUCUUCAUGGGACCCUUCAGAAUCAUUUUCAUUGCUCAAAGUACUGGGAAAUUCAUAGUCGUUCUCACAUUGCAGUUGAAGAGCAGCCAUGUUUAUGUCUCGUCCUGAUGUCACGUCCCUUCUCGAGAUUUUCUGCUGUGUGCUCGGGUAUUUCCGGCUAAUUCAGCAAUGUGCGAUCAAUUUUUGCUGAUAAUCGAAAACCACAAAUGUUUUCUUCAUAGCGUAUUUUUCAGAUUCAAGUUCAUCUUGAAAAACUAUGAUACAAGCAAAAGGUCCUUCGAAGACUUUACAUACCCUUUAAACUAGCUGCUCAUCUGCCUCUUUGAAAAAACAGCACUGGACGCUUCCAUGUUAGCAAGCCACCGACCUAUCUCUAAUCUCCCUUUCAUAGUCAAGCUUGUUAAGACAUAUUUUUAAUCAACUCAGCAAUUUAUUGACUUUAAUUUUUUUUUCACAGGUUUCUGAAGUCAUCACAGUACAGAAUCUGCUCUUAUGAAAGUGCUAAUGAUAUGUUUGAAUAGUGACUCAGGAAUAGUGUAAAUCUUUUAACUUGGAUUUGAAAACAUUCACACUUGAAGCUGACGUCAGCUCUGUUGACAUUCCAUUUUUUGUCCUGCAUAAUGGCUAAAUGCUGUUUCACCCAUGUUUGCUUUGGACUCUAUACUCCACUAUUUGACUUCAGUCAGUUGAUCUUGGAGCCCGACUGGGUUUGUAUUCUAUUAGUAUUUAUUUAAUGUAUUCAGGACCUAAAUCAUUUAGUGAUACUGUAUAUAGACUAGUAGCAGAACAUCAAAAUAUAAUCUGAAGAUGACUGGAAGCCAGUGUAAAAACUUUUGAUUUGGAGUUCUAUGCUCUGACCUCUUUGUUCUGGUCAGAAGCCGAGCUCCAGCAUUUUGAAUGAACUGCAGGUGUUUAAUGCUCUAUUGGGGGAGUCCAGUCAGAAGACCAUUACAAUAAUUAAGUGUACUUGAGAUAAAAGCAAUGAUGAGCUUCUCUUGGUCUACAUGACACAUGGAAGCCUUCACUCUGGAUAUGUCUUCAGAAGCUAAUAGGCAGUUUUAGUAAUUGAUUUGAGUGUUGAAGGUCAGGUCGGAAUUUUUCAGAACACCAAGGUUUCAGACUUGGUCUUUGCUUUUUAAGUCCAGGUAUUUAGUAACAGCAAUCCAUCGAUCCAUUAUCUUUGCGUGUUCCUCACAAGGGUCACGGGGAGUGCUGGAGCCUAUCCCAGGUGUCAACGGGCAGGAGGCGGGGUGCACCCUGAACUGGUUACCAGCCAAUCACAGGGCACAUGGAGACAAACAACCACACUCACAAUCACACCUAGGGGCAAUUUAGAGUGUUCACUUAAUUAACAGGAACGAUUUUUUUUAUUUAUUGUCAAAAGCAAUUAUCUCAGUUUAGUUUUACGAAUUUCUGGCUCAUCCAGUUAUCUGCUUUAGGCAUUGGCACAACACCAUAGUUUAACUGUAGACCAAAUUUCCACUUUAUUAUAUUGCAGCUGUUUGCUAAAAUCAUAUGUUCAUUUUUCCCCGCAUUAAUGUACACACAGCUCCCCAUAUUUUAAUUAAAAAAAACAAAUUGGUGAAAUUUUUGCAAAUUGAAAAACUAAAAUAUCAGUAUUCAGUAUUAAGUGAGACUUUGUGUGAAGCAACAUCAGUAUAUAUACCAUAUCAUAUAAUAUGUAUCAUAUAGUUUAUGAAUGUCGUACCACGGGGGCACUGGCUGUACACACUUGGCAUUGGGUGAAGAGAAGGGCAGAGUUGUCAUCUGAUCACCACUGAGUGAUGAGGUGGCUCCAGUGGUGAGGGAAGAUGGCAGUCCGAAAUGGCAGGCCCAAACGUAUUGCCACAGUCUGCUGGGAACGUCUGACAGAAUCCCUUAUCAGAAAGAAUUUAAACUCCCACCUCCAAAAGAACUUUGCUCAUAUUUUGGGAGAUGCAGGGGACAUUGACUUCGAGUGAACCAUUUUCCGCGUCACCAUUCCUGAGUCGGCUGACUGGAGCUGUGGGCUUAAGCGGUUCAGUGCCUCUCACGGAGGCAAUCCUCAAACCCAUUGGACACCAAUGGUGAGGGAUGCCGUUAAUCUGAAGGAGUCCUAUUGGGCAUUUUUGGCCUGUGGGACUCCUAAGGCAUCUGAUUGUUACUGGCUGGCGAAAUAGAAUGCAGCUUUGGUGGUCGCUGAAGCAAAAACUCCGACACGGGAGGAGUUUGGUGAGGCCAUAGAGAAAGACCUGGAUGGCUUGGAGGAAAUUCUGGCCCACCAUGCGGCUUCUCAGAAGGGGAAAACAGUGCACUGUCAACACUGUGUACAGUGAGGAUGGGGAACUGCUGACCUCGACUCGGGACCCUGUGAGUUGGUGGGGAGAAUACUUCGAAGACCUCCUCAGUUGCAUUGACAAGCCUUCCCAUGAGGAAGCAGAGUCUGGGUUCUCUGAGGUGGGCUCGCCUAUCUCUGAGGUUGAGGUCGCCGAUGUGGCUAAAAAGCUCCUCUGUGGCAAGGCCCAGAGGGUGGAUGAGAUUUGCCCAGAGUUCCAAAAGCCUCUGGAGGUUCGUGGGGCUGUCCUUGUUGACAUGUUUCUGCAACAUCCCGUGGGCAUCGGGGACAAUGUCUCUAAAUUGGCAGACUGGGGUGGUGGUCCCCCUUUUUAAGAGGGGUCAUCAGAGGAUUUGUUCCAACUACAGGUGGAUCACACUCCUCAGCCUCCCUGGUAAGGUCAAUUAAGGUGUGCUGAAGAGGAGGGUUUGUUGGGAAGUCGAAUCUGAGAUUCAAAAGGAGCAACAUGGUUUUCCCCCCGGCCGUGGAACAGUGCACCAGCUCUACACCCUUGGCAAGGUCCUUGAAGGUGCAUGGGAGUUUGCCUCACUAGUCCACGUGUUUUGUGGUUUUGAGAAGGCGUUCAACCGUGUCCCUCGGGGAGUCCUGUGGGGGGUAUCCUUUGUGAGUAUGACGCACCCAAAUCCUCUAUGGGAUGUUCUGUCCCUGUACGACCAGUGUCAGUGUUUGGAAUGCAUUGCCAGCAGUAAGUUGGACUUCUUUCUAGUGAGAUUACGAGUCCGCCAUGGCUGCCCUUUGUCAGAGGUUCUGUUCAGAACUUUUAUGGAAAGAAUCUCUCGGCAGAGCUAAAGGGAAGAAGGGGUCCGAUGGUGCAGUCUCUAUUGCAUAUCUGCGUUUUGCAGAUGAUUUGAUUUGAUGUUUUGUUGGCUUCAACAAGCCGUGAUCGCUAACUCAAGUGUGAAGCAUCUGGGAUGAGAAUCAGCACCUCCAAAUCUGAGACCAUUUGGAAAACGGUGGCUUGGCCUCUCCAGGUCGAGGAUGAGCUCCUGCCUCAAGUGGAGGAGUUCAAGUAUCUUGGGGUCUUCUUCACGUAUGGAAUGGGAGAUCGACAGAUGGACCAGAUAUGGACUUUGUAUUGCUCCGUUGUGAUAAAGAAGAAGGUAAGCGGAAAGAUGAAGCUCUCAAUUUACCAGUCAGUCGAUCUACAUUUCGACCUUCACCUAUGGUCAUGAGCAGUGGGUCAUGACCAAAAGAACAAGAUUCCCAAUACAAGCUGCCAAAAUGAGUUUCUCUGCAGGGUUUCCAGGUUUUCCCUGAGAAAUCAGACGUGAAGCUCGGUCAUCCGGGCUGGCCUCAGAAUCGGGACGCUGCUCUUCACAUUGAGAUGAGCCAGAUGAGGUGCCUGCGACAUCUGAUUCGGAUGCCUCCCGGGCACCUUCCUGGUGAGAUGUUCCAGUUACGUCCUACCAGAAAGAGGCCCAGGAAACGCUGGUCGUGUUCCUUUAUGCUAAAGAGGACAUACAUGAAAUUUAUGUUUCAAGACAAUGACCCCAAACACCAGUAAACAUGCAAAGUCUUGGUUCCAAAUCAACAAUGUUAAUAUCAUGGACUGGCCUUUCCAAUCCCCAGACCUUAAUCCAAUCUAGAAUUUGUGGAGUGACAUCAGAAAUGUUUCUGAAAUAAAACCAAGACAUGUAAAUGAAUGUCGUCAAGGAAUCUUGGAGUGCAAUAACAGCUGAAAGAUGACACAAGUUGGUUGAGUCCAUGCCACACAAAUGUGAUGCACUUACUUACAAAAAAAUGUGGUCAUAAAAAUAAAUAUUAUUUUGAUUCAAAUGAUUGGUGAAUCUUAGAAACAAAGUUUGUACAAAAUAAUUUUGAGUAUGCAACAUCAACGGCUGACUGCUAUUUUUUUUAACACGCCCCUUUCAAAUACAACAUUCCAUAAUUCAUUUGGAUUUCUUGGUUUUGCUUAGAAACCGCAUUAUUGAUGUCACCCCACAUGUUCCCAAUUGGAUUAAGGUCUGGAGAUAGGGCUGGGCACUCCAUGACAAUUCUGUUGGAUUGGAACCAAGAGGUUGCGUGUUUACUUGUGUGUUUGGGGUUAUUGUCUUGUAGAAACACCCACUUCAAGGGCAUUUCCAAUUCAGCUUAAGGUAACAUGAGAUGACCUCUUCAAGUAAUUUGACAUAAGCAAACCAAUAGAUCCAUGAUCCCUGGUAUGCAAUAAAUAGGCACAACACCAUAGGAGAACCAUGCCCAUAGCAGGAUGCUUGCACCACCAUGCUUCACUGCCUUCAUUGCAUACUGUGGCUUGAAUUCAGACUUUGGGGUUGUCUCAGAAACUGUCUGUGGCCCCUGGGCCCAUCAAUCCAUCCAUUUUCUACCACUUCUCCAGUCGGGUCGUGGGAGAAGUAGCAUUAGCAGGGAUACCGAGACUUCCCUAUUUCCGGCCACUUCUUCCAGCUCUUCUUGAGGAAUUCCGAGGGGUUCCCAGGGCAACCAAGAGACAUAGUCUCCCAUGCGUGUCCUGGGUCGUCCUCGGGGUCUCUCUCCGGUGGGACAAGCCUGGAACAUCUCACCAGAGAGGGGUGCGGGAGGCAUCCGGAUCAGAUGCCCCAGCCACCUCAUCUGGCUCCUCUCAAUGCGGAGGAGCAGCGGCUCGACACUGAGACCUCCUGGAUGACCGAAUUUCUCACACUAUCUCUAAGGGAGAGACCGGACACUCUGCGGAGGAAACUCAUUUCGGCCCUUGUAUCCGGGAUCGUUUUCGAAAACCACAUUCCUUCUCCUGCAUCUGAGAUUCGACUUCCUGAUGGACCCUCCUCUCCAGCACCCCUAAAUAGACCUUACCAGUGAGGCUGAGGAGUGUGAUCCCACACACACCGUCCAGUCCCCCUUCUUGAAAAGGGGGACCACCACCCCAGUCUGCCAAUCCAGAGGCACUUUCCCCGAUGUCCACGCGAUGUUGCAGAGGCGUGUCAGCCAGGACAGCCCCACAACAUCCAGAGCCUUUAGGAAAUCCGGGCAAAUCUCAUCCACCCCUGGGGGCCCUGGCACAAAGGAGAUUUUUAACCUCAAGCUCAGAGAUAGAAGAUCCCGCCUC
Syngnathoides biaculeatus (alligator pipefish) is the source of this 11091-nucleotide messenger RNA. It is a transcript of the gene tm9sf1, whose product is annotated as transmembrane 9 superfamily member 1. Gene Ontology annotation, cellular component: membrane. Lineage: Eukaryota; Metazoa; Chordata; Actinopteri; Syngnathiformes; Syngnathidae. The transcript is spliced from 9 exons. Bases 327 to 1943 code for a protein of 538 amino acids. The record is from RefSeq and is a predicted model, not a curated record. Gene Ontology annotation, biological process: protein localization to membrane.